Musca vetustissima is the source of this 652-nucleotide messenger RNA. RefSeq names its product ankyrin repeat domain-containing protein 49 (gene Ankrd49). Gene Ontology annotation, molecular function: protein binding. The transcript is spliced from 2 exons. Lineage: Eukaryota; Metazoa; Arthropoda; Insecta; Diptera; Muscidae. The record is from RefSeq and is a predicted model, not a curated record. Bases 1 to 648 code for a protein of 215 amino acids.
AUGGGUGACUAUGACUCCGAUGAAGAACAAUCCCAAUUGGAUAAAUUGAGAUACGCCAAGGUGCCAAAGGGUAUGCAUGUCAGUGGCUGGGAUGACGAUGCCGAUGAAUUGAUUGAGGAAGAUAAAAAUCCAGAGGCCACCUUGGAACGUAUGAUUUUAUGGGCUGUUAAUGAAAAGAAACACGACGAAAUACGUGAGAUUUUAAGACUGGACCCGGAAACUGUUUCCGCCGUUGACGACGACGGUUAUACCCCACUGCAUCGGGCGGCAUAUAAUAAUUUUACAGAUAUAGCAAAACUAUUACUGCAGUAUAAUGCCAAUCCGAAUGCCAAAACAAAAUUAGGAUGGACCCCUCUACAUUCGGCCUGUAAAUGGAGUCAUGCAGAAAGUGUUGCCCUGCUACUGCAACAUGGUGCUGAUGUUAAUGCUCAAUCAGAUGGUCAACAGACCCCGUUGCAUGUGGCAGCCACUGUAUCAAAUUGUCGUAAUACAGCAACGGCGUUGUUAAUGGAUCCUAAUAUCAAUGCGAGAUCUUUGAAUAAUUCCGAAGAAACAGCAGAAGAGAUUGCAAGGCGAACUGGUUUGUCGGCACCCCUAUUUGAAAUGGGUCAUUCAGCAUAUGAUGUGGAGACAGGAAUAAUAGAUUAAUUUU